Messenger RNA from Carassius carassius (crucian carp), 4061 nucleotides. RefSeq lists its product as uncharacterized. The transcript has 5 exons. NCBI's taxonomy places the organism in Eukaryota, Metazoa, Chordata, Actinopteri, Cypriniformes, Cyprinidae. The coding region runs from base 1561 to 2607 and encodes 348 amino acids. The record is from RefSeq and is a predicted model, not a curated record.
AGAAACCGGAACCAAACACAGGGAGUGAACACAGAAACAAUGGGGAACUAAGAAUUUAUUUCAACAUAAAAGUCCUACCAAACACAAGACAGUACAGGGAUUGUGACAACAACACUCACUUAUUUGGCUGAUUUGGUUUGGGCUUUUAGGGAGGAAUGAAAGUGCACCGCUGUGAAUGAAGGGAAGGUGCAUGGGACAGAAUGCAGCAGCGGCACAAUAAUAGGUUUGCAUCGAUUAUCUUGUUUUCAUAAUCGUUGGAAAAUUGGAAAUCAAUUCCGAUUAAUCACACAGCCCUAACUCCUACGCAUAUAAAUAUCAAGAAUUAAAUGCUGAAAUUCUAAACUCUCUUCCAUUAUGCAUAUUUUUGAUCUCAAAACUAAAUAUAAUAGCUAUAUGAUGACUCGACUUAACUGUUCCAAUAGUUGCAUCCUCGGGGGUCUUAUUUUAAGGCUGCAUACAUCAUUGAGAUGAUCUCAUUUAAGAAAAGUAACCCUUAGAUUGCAAAUUAAGAAGUUACAAUAUUUGACACCUCACUAAAAAUAACAAUACAUUUUUAUUAAGUUUUCUUUUCUUAAAUAAGACAUCUUGAUGACAUAAUCAGCCUUCAAAUGCGACCUCUGGAAGACGCAGCAUACAGUACAUAUCGCUUUCUGCCCCUGGUCUCUGUGUGUUGUGGUGAAAUGGAUUACCUUAAUGGCAAUUCAUGGACGAGGAGGAGAAGAAUCAAAGUCAGAGUGCAGCAGCAUUUAAUGAUUAUUGCAAUGGAGGUUAUGGAGCAGGCAGAUCAGGCUGUGGACCAGGCAGUGCAAAAUAUUGAGGACAAUGCUGAUGAAACUGUAAAUCUGGAUUUUGAUGUUGAUACUGAAGUUUAUGACUUGUACAUGGCAAGUGAUCCUGAUGAAGAUUCUUGCGCUGAUAAUCCUGAAGAGGAACCCCAUAGUGAUGCAAAAAGGAAACUGGCUGAAUGGGCAGCUAACCGAAAUGUAUCUCAUUUUGCACUUUCAGAACUAUUAGGUAUACUUUUGGAGCUAGGUUUAGAUUUACCAAAGGAUCCCAGAACUCUCAUCAGUACAGUGAAAGAAUGUGAUGUUAAAGAGAUGGGUCAGGGUAGCUACUAUCAUUUUGGCCUUACAAGUGCAAUAAUUUUAGAAUUUAAAAUUACAAGCGAGAGUGAACUGACAACAGAUACAUUGACUGUUCAUGUGAAUGUUGAUGGAUUACCUCUUUCUAGGAGCUCUAAUAUGCAGUUGUGGCCUAUAUUAGGUCAAAUAGUUGAAUUACCAAAAGCAAAUGUGUUUAUAAUUGGUGUAUAUGCAGGUCCCUGUAAACCUGAAUCAGUAAACGACAACAUGCAUGAUUUUAUAGAAGAUUUAAAAGUUGUCACAAGAGUUGGUGUAACUUUUAAUGGUAAACACUACAAUGUACCACUGCCAGAUGCGUUUAUCUGUGACACUCCAGCAAGAGCCUUUUUAAAAUGUCAAAGGUCAUGGUGGCUACAGUUCUUGUGAGCGUUGCACGCAGUAUGGCAUUUAUCUUGAUGGUAAAGUUGUGUUUCCUGACAUGGAUUCAAGCCUAAGAACAGACAGUCAGUUUGAUCAAAUGUUUGAUGAAGAGCACGACCACUCUAAAUCACCUCUCCAGGGCCUAGGCAUUGGCAUGGUUUCCAGUUUUCCUUUGGACUAUAUGCAUUUAGUUUGCUUGGGCAUUGUCCGUAAAUUAAUUGCUCUGUGGUUCAAGGGACCAUUGCCGUGUCGGGUUCCGUCUUCUACUCUAUCUGCUAUCUCUGAUCACUUGAAACUGUGUAGACCAAGCUUACCUCGAAGCUUCUCCAGAAAGCCACGUUCUUUCACUGAGUACAGCCAAUGGAAGGCUACAGAAUUCAGGCAGUUUUUAUUAUAUACAGGACCUGUUGUGCUUUUUCAAAGAUUACCACGUCAACAGUACAAAAACUUUCUUGUAUUGUCAUCUGCUAUGAGAAUACUUUUGUCUCCUAUGUGUAGAGAAUUCUAUGGGUAUGCCCAAAAAUUAUUAAGAUGUUUUGUUACCAACUUUGAGAAGAUAUAUGGGACAAAAUAUCUGGUUAACAAUACACACAGUCUUUUACAUUUAGCAGAUGAUGCUAAAAAGUAUGGCCCUCUGGAUUCAGUUUCAUGUUUUCCAUUUGAGAAUUAUUUGGGACAGUUGAAAAAAAUGGUGAGAAGACCACAGAAUCCUGUGCAACAAAUUGUCAGGCGUGUUUAUGAAAGGCAAUUAUUUGCUCACAUGUCCGAAGAAAUGCCUGAAAAUGUUAAACUGACACUGCCUCAUGAAUUUGGACCAAUGCUGACAGAAUUUCCGCUGCAUCAGUAUGUUCAAUACAAAAUGUUUAAACACAAAAACACAAUGAUCUCAAGCUCCAUUGGUACCAAUUGUUUUGAACUUGAGGGAAGAGUUGGAAUUGUGCGGAACAUUGUGCAUUCCACUGUGACUGGAGGAACACAUGUGGUGUAUGAACUUUUUCAGACAGGGACAUGUUUUUUCAACUACCCCUUUGAUUCUACAUCACUUGGAGUCUGUCUGCUAUCAAAACUGUCUGGUCAGCUUUCCAGUGCUCCAGUGCUCCAGUGACAGACUUCACUAAACCGCUGCUUUUAUUGCCUCUUAAUCAUAUGUUUGUGGCUUUGCCUCAGCUACACAGUACAUGAUAUAUUGAACUCUGCAGGGUGUCCUCGUUCAGUGUUGUGGAGUUUGUGGAUGAAGUUGACUCCGAUGGCUGCAAGAAAAUUGACAUAAUUCCAUUCGAGUGGUUCAAGGGCACAGAGAGAAAAGUAUGCUGGUGGCCACCAGUCUCACUAUCCAAUGUAACGAAGGCUGUAAAAAAGCACACACCACCAGCCAGCAACUGGAUAGCGUGUAACGUGCGUGUAAUGGGAAAUGCAGCAUCUUAUGCCGAAGCUAGGGUUAAACUCCACCAAGCUGAGUAUUCAUCAGACUUGACAGACACAGAAAAUAUCUCAAGAAAAAAAAAGUAGGUGCCAAAAAUCCUCCAGAGUCAACUGAGCACCCAACUGCAAUCAAGUGAGAAUUCAGAUUCUUCAGAGGAGCUUCCACCCACUCCACCAAACCAACUCCUUUGGCCAGCAGUGAGAGAAGUGAGCAAUUACUUCCAAAACCCCACUGCCUAACAAGGCACCAGCCCCACAGCUACAAUUACCAGCCCGAGGAGUUGCCAGCUCCCCAGCUACAAUUACCAGCCCGACGGCCCGAGGAGUGUCCAGGCCCACAGCCCGAGGAGUUGCCAGCUCCCCAGCUACAGUUACCAGCCCGACGACCCGAGGAGUGUCCAGCCCCACAGCACGAGGAGUUGCCAGCCCAACUUGUGAAGCCAUGUUCACUAAAAUUCUAACAGUUUUAGAAGAAGUGAAGGAGACACAACGUGUUCAUGGAAAGAUGUUGAAUGCACUGCUGAAAAAGCAAGACUGGUAGAGGUUCCUGAAGGAGUGGUCUUACCUCUGAAAACCCAGGCUGACCUUGAGGCUCUUGAUCAGAAGCUGGGGGAUCGUAGUGUCAUGUCUGCUGUUGUUGCCAAGGUGGCAGAUGUGGGCGGUGCAAGUAUAGAUGACGCAACGAGAAGAAUGAUGAAAUACGUCUUUUCAAAUGAGCUAGCAUUGGAGUACAAUUUGUUUGGCCGUCAUGGGAAAAAAAGUUUAAAGAUUUGCGUAUUUUCAACGUUGUGUAUGAGGCUCUUAAGAACAACCCCCUGACAUCAAAGGUCAACCAGCAAGAAGCUGAGAGGGCACUAUCAAAAUGGUUUACUGGAGCAAGAGACAGAGGAGCACAAAGGGCAUCAAGAAUGCACCAAAAGAUGGCUGCAGUUUAAAUUUGACUAAAAAGGUUAUAAGGUUAUAAGUUGCUGCAUCUAGCUGUUGUAGUUCUUGUAUUUUUUUCUGACGAUCGUGUUCUCAAAUUUGGUGGGUUGGCAGCUUUCCCAAACACUCAUGGCUGGUUCUAAAAUAGUUUUGUGCCAUUGUGACAUAAACAUGACAUGAUGGUUAGUUAAAUAAAGCUGGAUUUUGAACAUA